Molecule: messenger RNA, 195 nt
Organism: Cooperia oncophora
Lineage: Eukaryota; Metazoa; Nematoda; Chromadorea; Rhabditida; Trichostrongylidae
Source: the annotation of a GenBank genome assembly
UUGCAGGGCGCAGGAGUGGUAACUACACGUGGACACGUACGAUUCGUUGUCACUGAAUAUGGAAUUGCGGAUUUAGGAGGAAAAAACAUCCGUCAGAGGGCUUAUGAGCUGAUUAGAAUUGCCCAUCCAGAUGAUCGUCAACAGCUAGAAAAGCAAGCAUUCGAACGUCUAAAAUGCAUGCCCUCUCUUUACUGA